This is a messenger RNA of Tyto alba (common barn owl), 858 nucleotides long. RefSeq lists its product as uncharacterized. The transcript has a single exon. Lineage: Eukaryota; Metazoa; Chordata; Aves; Strigiformes; Tytonidae. The annotation marks the transcript as partial. The record is from RefSeq and is a predicted model, not a curated record.
UCCUCCUCCUCGUCCUCCUUGUCCUCAUCCUCGUCCUCCUCAUCCUCAACCACCUCCUCGUCAUCGUCCUAAUCCUCAUCCUCCUCAUCCUCCUCCUCAUCCUCCUUGUCCUCAUCCUCAUCCUCGUCUUCCUCCUCGACCUCCUCCACCUCCUUCUCCUCCUCCUUAUCCUGGUCUUCCUCCUCGUCCUCAUCCUCCUCCUCAUCCUCCUCAUUCUCCUCGUCCUCCUCCUCCUCCUCGUCCUCCUACUCAUCCUCCUCCUCGUCCUCCUCCUUUUCCUCCUCCUUUUCCUCAUCCUCCUCGUCAUCCUCGUACUCGUCCCCCUCCUCCUCCUCCUCUUCCUCGUCAUGAUCCUCCUCCUCGUCCUCCUCAUCAUCCUCCUCCUCGUUGUCCUCCUCCUCCUCGUUGUCCUCCUCCUCUUUGUCGUCCUCCUCCUCCUCCUCCUCGUUCUACACAUCCUCGUGCUCGUCCUCCUCCUCCUCAUCCUCCUCGUCCUCCUCCUCAUCCUCCUCCUCCUUGUCGUCCUCCUCAUCCUCAUCCUCGUCCUCGUCAUCCUCCUCAUCCUCAUCCUCGUCCUCCUCCUCAUCCUCCUCGUCAUCGUCCUCAUCCUCGUCCUCCUCAUCAUCCUCAUCCUCGUCCUCCUCGUCCUCCUUAUCCUCAUCCUCCUCCUCGUCCUCCUUGUCCUCAUCGUCCUACUCAUCCUCGUGCUCGUCCUCCUCCUCCUCAUCCUCCUCCUCCUCAUUCUCCUCCUCCUCCUCGUCGUCCUCCUCCUCUUCCUCGUUGUCCUCCUCCUCCUCGUCCUCCUCCUCUUCCUCGUUGUCCUCCUCCUCCUCGUCCUCCUCCUCCUAUUCGUUUCCC